AUGUCGUCCGAAGAGCCUGCCACCCCCGACCUGGACCAGCCCAUGCCGGGCGCCUUUCCCUCCACCGCACCCGGCCCCUCGUCGACCCCCCAGAAUCUUUGGCAAGCAAUCCACGAGCGGCGUCACGAGUACGUGCGCCCCAAGGAGAUCCGCAUCAAGGUCGGAACAUGGAACGUCGCAGCGUUCAAGGGCACCGAGAAAGACCUGGGCGGCUGGUUUGUUGGAGGAAAAGGCGUCGAGGAGGCUCUGUCAGGCCUGGGCGUCUCGGAUCCAAAUAACCCCCAGGCUGGCGAUACCGUAGACGAUGGCCUGCGCGAACGUCCCCUCGAACAAGAGGCCCGACACACAAACGAGGAAUCGACGCUGCCGAAGAACGAUCAUGCCAGCGUACCAGCUGACGACGACAUUGCUCUAUACGUGUUGGGCCUGCAGGAGGUCCUCGACGUUUCCUCGCCCGCCGAAGCCUUGAGGCCCUACACCGACCCUGCGACCGCCGCCAAAUUCAAGGCCGCCAUGCAAUAUGAUCUGCCUCAGGGCUACCAGCUCGUCGCCGAGCAGCAGCUCAUUGGCCUGCUCCUGCUUGUCUACGCCGCACCUUCGAUUGCCCCCGAGAUACGCGCCGUGAGCACAACGAGCGUCGGGACCGGCCUCAUGGGGUACAUGGGGAACAAGGGGGCCGUUACGGCUAGAAUAGUGCUGGGCGAGACAACGCGCUUGGUCUUCAUCAACUCGCAUUUGGCGGCUGGCGCAGACAAAACGUCAUUGGAAAGGCGCAACUGGGAUGCUGCCCAGGUUGUUAGCCGCACCAAAUUCGACCCGAUUACCGACGCUCUCGGCGUGACACAGGCCAGCGCCGAAAGCAUUGGCGACGAGGACUUUGCCUUCUGGAUCGGCGACCUCAAUUACCGGUUGGGCGGCAUGCCAGGUGAAGACGUGCGGCGAAUUUUGAUGCUGCAUACACGAAACGAAUACGACCUUUCUCAGCGGCAAGCAGAGAAGAUCGAGAAGGACAUUGCUUCCUCUGGCCACGUGCGUUCUGAUACCGCGGUUGAAAUCUCGGAGCAGUCGAGCAAUGAGGACCAGCCCGAAGCAGAGCCCGAAGCAGAGCCCGAAGCAGAGCCCGAAGCAGAGCCCGAAGUGAUUGUAGCAGCCAAAUUUGAUCCUGCCUCGCUUCAGGCAACUAUCGAGUCUCUACUGCCACACGACGAGCUGCGCAAGCAGCAGCGUCUGCGGAAAGCUUUCUACGAUGGAUGGCGGGAAGGUGAUAUUGAAUUCCUGCCCACCUACAAGUACGAUGUGGGCACAGUGGGCAUAUUCGACUCAAGCGAGAAGCGGCGUUGCCCGAGCUGGUGCGACCGUAUCUUGUACCGCACACGCCGCGAUCGGUUGGCCUACUACGCCAAAGUCAAGGAGGAAGAGGAGGCGAAAAAGAGGGACGAGGAAAUGAAGAAACAGGGUCUAGACAAGGACGCCGACAACGACGUCCUAUUUGAGUAUGACCCAGAGACGGAUGGCGACUUUGGUUAUGACGAGGCCACAGACGCCCGGGACGAUCCCAUUCCAGUGCUGACGAAAGAUGGCUUCGAGGACGAGAUCGCACUGGAGUAUUACACAGCACACCAACGGGUUUUGUCAUCGGACCACAAGCCUCUGGAUGCUGUCUUCAGGCUCAAAUACGACAGCGUCGUGCCGGAACUGAAAGCCAAGGUGCACGCCGAAGUUGCUUGGGAGCUGGAUCGAGCGGAGAACGAGGGGCGACCAGGCGUCACAUUGAUCGUCGAGAAGGACCCAAGUAAGAAUGGGACGAGGGAUGAUUCAAAGACAGAUUUUGAGGGAGUGGAUUUCGGCAACGCCAAGUAUCUUAGCGUACGCCGACGGCAUGUGACAGUGGCCAACACCGGCCAAGUUGCUGCAACUAUCAGCUUCUUUGGGAACCCUGGAGAGGAGUGCAGCGAAGUUCAACCCCCACCGUGGCUCACGCUGCGUUUCGACCGAGAGGCGGACACACCAACGCGACCGAACACUCCUGCGUCGUAUACACUGGAGCCUGGUGAUGCGUGCAACAUUGAUAUGGUUUUGAAGGUAGACAGUAUGAGUCUAGUGCACGAGCUGAAUGACGGGAAGGCACAACUUGAGGACAUCCUCGUCUUGCGCGUCUCUGACGGCCGCGAUCACUUUCUACAGGUGCGCGCCAGCUGGCUUCAAACGAGCCUCGCUCGGUCCAUCGACAAGCUCAUCCGCAUACCCGAAGGCGGCAUCAGGAAACUGCAAGGGCAGAUACCUGAAGGCAAUGGCAGCAGCGACAGUCCCUCCAAACAGGCAGGGGUAAAGUGGUCAGCUCCCCGGGAACUGUUCCGACUGACGGAGGUUCUAGAAGACCUGGUCGAGCGGGUGAUGGCUGAGUGGGACAUGACGGAGCACGAAGAAGGCACAAAGGCGCCCUGGCUGUCGCAGGCGCAGCUCAACUCGGGCGGUGGCUGGCCCUUUGCGCCGGAGACGUGGACAAUACAGGACGCCGCCGAGCGUGACUCGGUCAAAUGCGCCAUCAUUGACGCACUCGACACGGACUCGGCUUUAGAGCAAGCGUUUGAGCCAGAGACUUCCGCGGUGUUGCGGGUCGAAUGCCUCGCAGAAACGAUGACGCUGUACCUACGCAGCCUCGAGGACGGGGUGGUGCCGGCAGAGCUGUGGAAGAAGAUAGAAACGGGCUACGACGAGCAGGUGCGGAGCAAGAAGCAGCUCAGCCGUGAGGAGGAGCGCAUGUGGAUCUUGGAAAUCAUGGCGGGCGCGCCCAACCACAACGUCUGCUUCGUGCUCCUGACGUCGAUGCUUGCGCGCAUCGCGGCGGAGGUGCGUUCGGCGACGAGGAUGGAGCAGGCGCUCAAGGGCCCGACGAGCCCUCUCAGGCGGACUCUGACCGGAGUGGCGGGAAGGGUGAGGAGCGCGAGCGAAGCGCAGAAGAUGCAGACGCUCAACGUGGAACGGGGGCUGUCCAGCACGUUUGCGGACGCGAUUGUGCGGGUGCCGGAGAAGGCGAAUUUGAAAGACAAAGAAAAGCAGACGAGGAGGCAGCGGAUGUGCCGGGUUGUGGAGCUGUUCGUGCUGCCGGACGAGAAGGCUUGA
Molecule: messenger RNA, 3123 nt
Organism: Diplodia corticola
Lineage: Eukaryota; Fungi; Ascomycota; Dothideomycetes; Botryosphaeriales; Botryosphaeriaceae
Product: phosphatase family protein
Exons: 1
Coding region: 1-3123 (1040 amino acids)
Biological process (GO): phosphatidylinositol dephosphorylation
Molecular function (GO): phosphatidylinositol-4,5-bisphosphate 5-phosphatase activity
Source: RefSeq, a predicted model, not a curated record